AUGGCCCCGACACCCGUCCCCAUUCAUAGUGAUAAAUUCAUAGCCCCCCGACACCCGUCCCAUUCAUAGUGAUACAUUCAUAGCCCCCCGACACCCGUCCCAUUCAUAGUGAUACAUUCAUAGCCCCCCGACACCCGUCCCAUUCAUAGUGAUAAAUCCAUAGCCCCCCGACACCCGUCCCAUUCAUAGUGAUAAAUUCAUAGCCCCCCGACACCCGUCACAUUCAUAGCCCCCGACACCCGUCCCAUUCAUAGUGAUAAAUCCAUAGCCCCCCCCACCGACACCCGUCCCAUUCAUAGUGAUAAAUCCAUAGCCCACAGUUCUCACCUUUACUCUGUAAUCUCGCAAUGCCUCCUUUCACUAUUUCCGAACGGCCUGUCAUUUAGUUUCGCCCUAACAGGCUGCUUACUGUUGUGAAAAAAUAAAGCACAGUGUGCCACGCGAGUAGGGACUAUGCAACUAAACGGGGGACAUAGUGUCCCCCUUGGCCCACACCCGUGAGUGGGGGCCAUAAAUAAAAAUUUUGGGGGGGACCUUUUGUCCUCCCCCUAACCCCCCCCCGGCCCCAACACAAGACGGCCGGUGGGGGCCCUAAAUAAAAAUGGGGGAACCUAUUGUCGUCCCUCCACCCAUGAGCGCCGGUUGUGUGUCCCUGACCCCCCCCCGGGCCCCACCCAUGAGCAGCAGGCGGGGGCCCUAAAUGAGUCAUCCCCCCACCCAAGUAAAAUGAAAUAAAGCCCUACCAUCCCCCUCACCCUAAAAAUAGUGACUGCACCUUGGGUUUGUUUUUAUUUUAUAAGUUCGACGGGUAUUCUGAAUUUUUAUUUGGCUUUUUGGGGCUGACAAAAGGUUUUCGAAAAAAGAAGACAUCAAAUGGUAAGUAUUUUUUGUUUACUUACAGGUAAUUUAGUUUUGUCUCCCCCUCACUAUUUUUAGGAUGAGAGGGGAAGGUAGGGCUUUAUUUAAUUUAAUUUGGGUGGGGGGUGAUUAGGGUCUUUAGCCCCGACCCAUGGGUAAGGGGCCUGGGGGGAGGACAAUAGGUCCCACGUCCAUUGUCAUUUAGAGCCCCAAACUGCCGCUCAUGGGCGGGGUCUUCCCCUCACCGCUUAUUGUAAUUUAGAGCCCACGCAGAGGCCAAGGGGGACCCUAUGUCCCCCGUUUAGAUGAAUAGGAUCACUAUACUCCCUGUCGCUUCUAUAGUUACAUAUUACAAGGAGGGAGCUGUGCGCCGGUAGCUCCCUCCUUGUAAUAAACAAAAUAAUCGAACACCAAUAUUCGGUGUUUGUUUGUUCGUCUGACAUUUCUAUUCAUUCAUUCGGCUUUCUGACUUUCAUGACCGUGCCACUUUAGUGAUGAAUUCAUAACCUAAAAAAAAUGAAAUACCAAUGAUUUAACCAAGCACACCCUGCUUAGAGAUGGUCAGAUGUGAGUCAUUUCUGUAGGUGUACCCAUCACCAGCUUAUACUAAUGGACGGCAUGUUUUAUUUUUUAUUAAAGGAGAUUAUUAUGUUCUUAAUGGAAACAAGUUCUGGAUUACAAACGGGCCAGAUGCAGAUGUGGUGAUAGUUUAUGCAAAGUCAAAUCCAUCAGCCCAGCCAGCCUCUCAUGGAAUCACUGCUUUCAUUGUCGAAAAGGUCAGUGUUCUGCCCUCCGUCUUGAUAUCUCUGCCUUAUCCCGAUUUCUUCUAAUAUUCUCACGUUUUGGACUUUGUAGGGAACACCUGGAUUUAGCACCGCACAGAAACUGGACAAGCUGGGAAUGAGAGGGUCCAACACUUGUGAACUUGUGUUUGAGGACUGCAAGAUUCCUGGUGAGUGUAUUGUGCAUGGGGUCACUUUAAAUGAUGCUAAGGGAGAUAAGAAAUACUGUAUAUUAUACUUUGAUGAAUCCCAAGCAGGGAACUUUGUAACUUGACACUUUAACAUUUUAUUUGUAGAAAAGAACAUUCUAGGACAUCUGGGUAAAGGCGUCUAUGUUCUGAUGAGUGGAUUGGAUCUGGAGAGGCUGGUGCUUAGCGGAGGACCCCUGGGGUAAUUAGAACUCUAGUACCUCCUAAUAUUGUGAUGCAUUUCAUGCCUUACACCAGAAUAGCUGAACUCAAAACAAAUCUUUUUCCUCAGUUUGACUGACUUGUUUAGUGAAUAAGCCCCUGAAUGGGAAUUGAGGAAAUUUCACUUUUUUUUUCUUUAAACUUUUAGUGAAAUUCUAGCAAGUUCCUAACGGCAGGUAAAUGCCUCCAUUGAUUAUACUGCGGGCUCCCAGAAUGGGAAUUGGACAUGUUGUCACUCGCUGAGCUGGAACAUGGAUAUUGUCCAGUUUAUAUCCAGUAUUUCGUCCUUUCUCCAGAAAUCUCGGCUUUGUAAAUGACCAGGGAAUGUAGCACUGGGAUUGUGGGAACGCUAACAAAACAAAUCUUUCUCUAAUCUCCUAAUAAACUAUAAUAACACAUUAUAUGGUUCCAAAACUAUUAACCCUAUUGUUUCUGGUUCACUAAAUAAAACCCCAUUACUAUUCCCUAAACAUUACAUUUUUUAACCAAUUUAACCCCUUAAGGACACGUGACAUGUGUGACAUGUCCCGAUUCCCUUUUAUUCCAGAAGUUUGGUCCUUAAGGGGUUAAGGUAUCUCCCCACCCUAACGAAGGGCAAAGAAACUACACAGUGUGUAAAAAUGGGGUCCGAAACCUAAUAUUCGUUGGUUUGGAAGAACUGGGGCAUCCAGAGCGCCUCAAGUUUAAAAUCUUUCCUACACAGAAAUUGGACACAUUUGUUCCCACUGCGCUCUUAAUGUAUAUUGAUCCAAAGGGCAAAGUAUAUGCAACAAAUAUUGCCAACUCUCAAAUAGGAAAGUGAUUCCCUACACAACAUGAAAGCACAGUUUAAUAAUUAUACAGCAAACAAUCAGAAAAUAACUCAAUACUAUAAAAUAAAUGUAGAAAUGUGCAGUGUAUCCCUGCAGUUAUUUUAUAGUACGGUGUAGAUUUUAUAAUCUUUGUUUUUUAGCAUCAGCUAAUUGUGCUUUCAUGCUGUUCUGUAUUGAAUGAUUUUCCGAUCUCCGCGCUGGCAUUAGUUUUUACUUUUUACUCGAUUAUAUUCUUUUUAUUAAGUGUAUGGAUAUGUUUUUAUUUAAAUAUUAGGCGGAGUGUUAUUGUAAUAUUUAAACCUAUACUAUAUAUAACUUGUAUAGUAAAGGAAAACAAGGGGUUUCAGUCUGCACUGGAUCUUCAUUGAAUUGCGGACGACAUUCUGUAAUGUUCUCCGAAUCCGUCCAUUCGAGCUACUCCAUUGUAUAAUAAUAUAGUCCCUCUGUGACUGCAGCCAGCACUGGGCGAGUUGCAGGAACAGAAGUCAUUUCAAUUCAAUCUGUUUCAGUCCUUGGAUGUUAGCAGAUGGUACGACUCGUGGAGAGGGCUGAUUGCUGAAGGCUUGGCCCAGUUACAUCAGCCAACUCAUAUCCUUCCGUGACUUCCUCUGCCCUCUUACUAAUGAGAUUUAAUGUAGCAGAGACAGAUGUGGCAGGAGGAGGCGAUUCAGAUGGCUCAUUGUAGACAUUAUCUGUAGCUGACAGCUACCUGGGUAAGGCAGACUGUGCCUUCCAACAAGUAAAGACGGAGUAUGGCAUUUAAAUAUCGUACGGACAUUCUCACAUUUACGACGACAUUAAAGCAUAGUUGGUGAAUUGCUAGGAAGUUACCCUAACUGUUUUCUCAGCAAGCGAAAUUUAUACAUUUAUUGAUUAAUCAAAUGUAUUGUAUCUCUAUGGGGAGCAGGAUCCUGCACCCCAAAAUACUGGCAAGCCCUCUUAGCAGAACAAACUGCAACUGUUUUAGAAGUAAUGGCAGUUCAGGAGGAAAGGAAGGUUUGCUGUAUUUAGCACCACCUGCGCUUACCCAACCCGUUAAGGAUUAACUCGGGGGACUUGAACCAGCAGCAUCUGCAGUGAACACAAGUGGCAGUCAUCAGUGUUAUAUAAAGUGUUCUGUGAAUUGAAACAUUAUGGCAUUGACUUCACUUGGGCUGCCCAAAACCACCCUUCCGUGACAAGUCCUACAAAAGCCUAAACCUACUUGUGAGAUAAUUGUGGUAAAAUGUUGCUGUUUUUGGUGUCCUUUUUAACGCUGUGUUUGUGUCCCAGUAUCAUGCAAGCUGUGCUGGACCACGCAUUCCCAUACCUGCACACCAGAGAGGCGUUUGGGCAGAAAAUUGGCCAUUUCCAGGUGAGACAAGGUUACCAGCUCUGUGACAUCAGUUCAAAACAGGACACGUUGUAUUAUUUACCACUUAAACUGAGACUUUUAUACCAAAUGAUGGAAUUGGAAAAUAAAAAUUCCACUAUGUAGUGAAAUAACAACCCGACUGAACUGUAGUCAAUGAUUGGGCAGUGUGUUGUGGCCUAAAGUUUUAAAUCGACUUUCUUUGAGUGUAUUUUGGACUUUAGUGAAUAAAUCCCAGCUCAGAUAAUUGUUCCAUUCCCGUCUCCAAAAAUCCCAGUUUAAUGAAAACAUCCAAAUCCACACAAGAGUCUAGUUACCUUGGAAACAUAAUAAAAUAAAAGAUUAAAGGGAUAUUCAACUAUGCAAAAGGGAAAAACAGUUUAGUAGAUGCCCCUCAAUUGACGCAUUCAUCGAACUAUGCAUUUUUUUUCAUUGGGGUUAUAUAUACAAAGAUCUCUUUUCUGCAGCCUUUGCAAGCCCUCCCCUUUUAACACCGCCCAUACUUUGUGUGUCUGUCCAAUCACAAGCUUCCCAAUGCAGCUCAAUGAGAAGUCUUUGCAAGGCAGGUGCUCUGGGCAAUUGCUGCCUCUUGAGUUUAUCUUCACUGAGCUAACCAAACCAGGAAGUAACAGGACUGGCUGUCUGAUCAACAGAGACAAUGUGUGUAUAUUAUUAAGGCAUUUAAAGAAAAUGUAACUAAUAUAUUCACCUUUAGACAUCUGUAGCUGCAGAACGAACCUCCCCUCCACCAAUCAGGAGACUCUCGUUGUAGUCUAUGGGAUCUAAUCCUAUCCCAUACAGCUCCUGUGGCAAACCUAGCCACUUACAGAAUGUCUUUAUAUAUACCUGACUAUUGCUACCAUUGCUAUUUCUAUCUGUGAAAAAAACAACCACUUUUAAAAUAUCUGUAUGUAAAAGAGUUCAUCUGGUUUAUCCUCUGCAUUCAUGUGCUGUAAGCACACGAAUGCCGCUAGCAUUCAGUUUCAAGUUUCCCGAACAGUGAAUUCUAACACUGUUCGUGAAACGAACCAAGGACCGAAUGGGAGACCACCCCAGUAGGUCGUGUGCCGCUCAUUAGUGAUGUUGCAAUAUUGUGUCCAGCCAUUAAUGGGCUUUCUGUGUGUGGCGGGCGUUCGUGUACUGAACACGUGGCGGAGGCCAUCUUUGCUUUGUUAGAGUUCAGCGGUGUUUGGUCGUCGAGUGCCUGGAAACGAAAUCGGUCACUUGAUUUCCAAACACUGCUGGACUUCCAUAACGCUCGGGAAACUCGCUCCUUCAGGGAAAUGAAGCUAUUCGUGAGUUUUCUCUUCUAAACCCCAGUUCUCUCUUCUGAUCCCCAGUUCGUGGAAAUGUAUAUUAUGAGCGGCGUUCGGUUAUUUCUGCAGGGAUCCGAGCGGUACUUCAGUAUAUUGUACGUGCCGAUCCCUGCAAUCUGUUGAGAGGUCAUUCAUACAAAUCGGUGGGAAAUUGUGAGAAUGAUAGAUUUUAAUGUAAAAUAUUGCAUGUUACUGUAACCACUGGUAAUGAUCUGUACUUGCUGAUGACAUCUCUGUGCCUGUACAGCAGGGGCUGCUGGGAAAGGACCCUGCAUGGUCAGUUUCCCACACAGUCCACCUGAUUAAAACCCCUGCUGGAAACCCUGUACAGUAAAAACCACAUAAAUUGGGGAUUUGUCAUUAAAGCUCUCAGUUGACCUCCAAGCUAUUUGUUUUCUAGUUCUUGGGAGAAAAUGGAUUGUAACUACGCUACCUGCAUUUUGCCUACAUUUUACCUGCUUCAUCCUGUCUACCAGCGGAGAUACCGUAGAUAAUACUUCUACAGCUGCCAUCCAGCAGCAGCAGUUUGUGGUAAUAGUUUGUCCCCCAAACCUGCUGUCCUACACGGUGAUUGGAAGUGCAUUAUAAACACUACAUAUUGCAUCCACUAUCGGUUUACACAAAGCACAUUUCACUGGUUUGUGAUCUGAUCGUUGUGCAGCAACAGGCUGAGCCUUCAAUGGAGAGACUCCACAGCUAUAAGCUGGGCUACAUUUACACAGAACAGAAAACGAAAACUCUCUUUUACAGAGUUCGACCAAGGACUCCUAAAAUAUAGAUGUUAUGGGGAAUAAAUAAAAGCUGGUCCUCCGAGUGAGCCUGUUUAGUGAAAUUGCAGACUCAAAUCAAACCCUAUUCCACGUUUGGUCUGGUCCAAGGUGUGCAGACCAUUCAGGGAUGAUGGGGUUAGGAGUGAUGGUCAAGGCACUAUAGUGUUUUUCACUAAACUCCAAAAUGAAGAAAACCGAUCCAAAUUGAGAUUAAUUUUUUUACAGAUCGGAUAUUUUCUCCUAGUUGUCAUUCAUAACUUAGAGUUUAAUUUAAGUGUUAUUUAGGGCUGAUCUACAGAGUUUUCCCUGCUGACUGUGGGUCUGUGCAUGAUAGGGUCUGUCCUGAUAUCUUUAUCUGUAUGUGGGUAGGAGAUUUAGGCGAUAAUCCUCAAUCUGUGGGGUAACUGCUUGUAGAUCCCAUGAGAAACCUCACUACCAUUUUGUAAUAAAGACCUUUUUUUUUUUCCAUUUCUUCGCAACAAUUCUAAAUCGAUUGAAAUUAGUUUUCUGUUUCCCUUUUGGAUCAACAGCAGAUACAAAUGUGUGAAAGGCGGAUCUUGGUGGAGUUUUUAUACCGUGUUGGGUGUUCCCCAGCGUCUGAUAAUGUUUUCUCUUUUUUCUCCCGGCCAGCUGAUGCAAGGAAAGAUUGCUGAUAUGUACACCCGCCUUGCCGUGUGCCGGCAGUAUGUUUAUAACGUGGCAAAAGCCUGCGAUAAAGGGCACGUAACACCCAGGGUGAGUGGGCGUCUGUUUCAACACCUUGAAAUUUAGCAAAAACAUUACCAAAAUGAAUGUUAUUUAAAAAACACAAUGGUAUUUGAGAAUCACUGGGUCGGCUUCCCCCAGAGAUUUUUGCAAAUCUCCGUAGCCAAAAUAUUAAAACCAAACCAUUGGGGACACUGCCUGAAUUAAAAUAAAAAAACCUUAAAAUAACACAAUAUUGUUCUAAUAUAUACACAAUUCCUAGCAAGCUUAAAUGUUUUCCGGGGUGCCCCCUUCCCAGAUUUCCGAGGAGGCUAAAUUAACCCAGUCCCCUAUAACUCUGAUUCUACAUCUCCAGUCACUCAAACAGCAUUAUCAAAAAUCAUUUCCAAAUACACAAAAUAAGUUCUGUGUAAAAAAGACAAAAUAACAAAACACAGUCCAAUAAAUUGUUUUCCCAGUAAUGGAAGAAACCCUUUUGAGCGUUUGUUUUAUUACGGAAUGUCUGGUGUGUUUUUGGAAGAUAAUGCUGAAUCCCACUGAGGUUUCUUUGAGGGACUGAAGACAUGGAAUUCGAGAGUCUACAGGGGACUGGGUUCAUUUCCAUUCCCCCAGACAUGCAUCUAACCCCUACAUCUGAUGAAUGCAUUUCAUUUAAACUUGCUAGAAAUCGUUUAUAUUAAAACAGUCUCGCCCUCUUAUGUCUUCAAUCGGGAUCUCCAGUUGUUAUUUGGGAUGAAGAUCCCAAUCUGUAUCUCAGCUUCUAUCCAGGGGAAUUCAUUACAAAAUAUCUGCAUUAUUGCUAGCGGGGUCCCCACGGAGAGUUUCAGAGCAUUUGGCUCAUCGAUACUUGUAAUCCUUCAGGGUUAUUCACUAAAAUGUGAAUUCAAAGUGAAUUUCAAAUUCAUUUCUCCAGGUUCGGCUAUUUUGGUCUUAAAUUUGAGUUCACUUUGAAUUCCUGUCAAUUCUCACGUUAGUGAUGAACCCGGUUUGUGGUUGGUAACUGUAUUGAAGUGUCAGCUCCUAUGGCAAGUUCUGAGGAAUGCUGCACCAUGUGUUAUGUCUAUUUCCCGUAACCCCCAUACUUAACGAUAGAUUAAACUUUAACAUGGCAGGUCCAGUAGCAAUCUGAGUUGUACGUAAAGUGCUGAUGGCUUUCGUUUAGCAUAAAAUUGUUAAAAAGCAAGUAUUCUACUUCACUUUAUUCUAAUCUCUCCUCAUUGUGUUUUAUGUCUCUGCACAGGACUGUGCUGGCACAAUUCUCUAUUCCGCAGAGUGUGCAACGCAGGUGGCUCUCGAUGGUAUCCAGUGUCUGGGUAAGAUUUUCACAGACUCCCAGGCUGUUCUCCCCUAAUUUUAUAGGAGAUAUGUCAUUUUUAGAAAGAUUUGAAAUUGAAAUCUGAUAGACUGAUAACCAGCAAGCGAUCUAUAGCAUGGCUUCAUUAGGAUUCCCACAAUAUUCUAUUGGGGAACAAAUUGCAGAUUACACAUGUUGGUAUGGACCAGGGCCACCAAGCCAGGCAAAUAUUACAGUAAUAACGACUCCUUGCUAGCCACAAAACUACCUACACAAACUACCGACAAACCUUUACAGUACCUGAAAGAGUCAAACAUACAUGUUAAACACCUUAAAAAAAAAAAUACUUUAAAAAAAAAAAAAGGGGGGGGGAGGAUAAAAAAAAAAAGUCCUUAUUGUACAAAAAUUGUCACCGUCUAAACUACCUGAUAAAACUCAAAGUAGUAAUCAGUAAUACUGAUAAAGAUUAGGAGUUAAUAUUAGGUAGAAAACAAUCACAGAACAAUAGAACAAUAAACCUAUUCACAUAAAAACCAUACAAAAGUUCCCCGUCCUCUCGUUAAUCAGAGGGGUGGCAGCAGUAUUGUAAAAAAAUGUAUACACUGCAUCAAGAGUAGAAAUACCCCAGAAUGCAAGUUAUAAUAGAACCAAUUCACAUCAAAUCCCAAAUAGGACAUCUGGUUAAUAAUAGGAGUAUCGGCAGUAAUGUAGCAACAUGUUAUAAAGUAUUUAUAGAAUGUAGCAGAUAUAAAGCACCUCCGGCUCAAUGCAGUAAGACCCAAAUCUGAUAAAGGGACAUAUCCUUCCAGAACUGCCAGAUCUCACUUUAAACCUUGCAAGAGGCAGCUGCUUUGAUAAUCAGCGAGACAAUAUAUCGCCUUGUUCGAGGUGUAAAAAUAAAAUACACAGAUUUCUAUAUCUCUAUAGAGAUUGCGUUUCCAGACAGAGAUUUCUGAUCCUCCACUGUUGGGAGUGUUUUCAUUUUACUAAUAUUACAUUUAUGCCGUUACAGAGAACACACCGAGCAGGACAAUAUAUUGUCUCGCUGAUUAACAAAGCCGCUGCCUCUUACAAGGUUUAAAGUGGGAUCUGGCAGUUCUGGAAGGAUAUGUCCCUCUAUCAGAUUUGAGUCUUACAGCAUUGAGCCAGACGUGCUUUAUAUCUGCUACAUUCUAUAAAUACUUUAUAACAUGUUGCUACAUUGCUGCCGAUACUCUUAUUAACCAGAUGUCCUAUUUGGGAUUUGAAUUGAUUUUAUUUCCUUUCUGGGGUGUUUUUACUGGUGAUAAAAUGUACACUAUUAGCAGCAUUGCUGACACCUCUUUGAUUAACUAGAGGACAGGGAAAUUGAUGUACUUUUCUAUGGUUUUUAUGUAAAUACUUUUAUAUUCUGCAGAUUUUAUCUAUUGUUUUUUUACCCAAUAUCAGCUCCUAGUAUUUCAGUGUUUACAGAUUACAGUACCUGGUCUAUUACUGUGUAAUCCCCAUAAUGCCCAGCCAGGCCUGAGCUCUAACUGAGCAUGAUGAGUUGUAGAUCAUGUAAACAUCGGCGCUGCGAGUAUUACUGAUGUAGUAGCGGUACCCUGACCUGGUUCCUGGUAAUUGGAUCACAGCAGGUCAUCUGGUUGUCUCUCCCCGCUGGUGAUGAACCAGAAACUGAUCCAGUCGCUAUUCAUUGGCUGAGAGCCACAAAGGACAGCACCCAGUGAAUGUCAGACCGUGUAAAAAAACACUUUGCACGGAAUUGACAUUAGCCAGCCCGGUACUCUAGUCACUGCUGGAGGUGGAAUUACAGAGUCAUAGACAGACUUCAGGCACCAUGACUACUUCAAAUCACCGACGUGGUCAUGGUGCUUUGAGUAAGAAGGCAGAUACCUUUUUGAAGUUCAACUCUGAGGUUUUUAUUUGUAAAGUUGUUCAUAUAAAAUGCCAUGCCCUCCAGCUACGUCUGAGCAUUGUGGGAAUUAUUUUAUUGCCUCCCUCUCCUGAACAUGGCAGGGGCUGUUUUACACCUGAUUACAGCUCACUGAUUGAAUUUUUUUGUGGGUUUUUUUUUUCUUAGGAGGAAAUGGAUACAUUAAUGAUUACCCUAUGGGACGCUUUCUACGUGAUGCCAAGUUAUACGAGAUUGGCGCAGGCACUAGUGAAGUCCGCAGACUGGUCAUCGGCCGAUCCUUUAAUGCCUUGUACAAAUAA
Pelobates cultripes (western spadefoot toad) is the source of this 10494-nucleotide messenger RNA. NCBI's taxonomy places the organism in Eukaryota, Metazoa, Chordata, Amphibia, Anura, Pelobatidae. The record is from the annotation of a GenBank genome assembly.